AUGGUUAGGCGAGGCGAGGUCAUACUCAUUGACGUUAGAACUCCAGAAGAGAUUCAGCGAAACGGACGAAUUGAGGGUUCUGUAAACAUUCCUUGUAGGCAGCAUUCACUAUACCUCACUUGCGCUUCGCAGUUGAAACGUUUAGAGAUGCUCUUGAUUUGACGGACGACAGCUUUUGCAAAAAGUAUGGAUUUGCUCGACGCAGGCUCAGCACAACGCCUCCUGUUUUUAUUUGCAAGGCGGGUAUUCGAAGCAUGAAGGCGCUCAUUAUCUCCAAGGAAUUCGGCAUUGAGAAGUUUGUUUGAUAUUCCGUCAUCGGCCUUUUCAGAGCAUUCGUACUUUCUGGCGGAUUCGAUGCAUGGAAAAUGGAAGAUAACUAG
This is a messenger RNA of Spirometra erinaceieuropaei, 380 nucleotides long. The record is from the annotation of a GenBank genome assembly. Lineage: Eukaryota; Metazoa; Platyhelminthes; Cestoda; Diphyllobothriidea; Diphyllobothriidae.